AACUGUACAUAUGGGGUGCUGUAUUAAAGUGCUCCAUAACAAAACAAAACAAAACUCGUCUUGUUGAUUUUGAAUCCUUUGUUUCAAGUUCCACGAAAAUGGCAUUCGUUCUUCAUCACAUUGCUUCUCGCACCCUUCUUCGCUCUCUCCGUUCUUCCAUUCAAACCACAACGAUUCUAUCCUCUUCUGUAUUUCAACAACAACAAGGGUUUUUUGGAAGCUGUGGUGGUUUUGAAUCACCUGAACAGUGUGUAUUGCAACCUCAAGAUGAAGAGAUUGUCGCGCUUCGUCACCAAUUCGAAGCUGCUAAACAAAGUUUUCUCAAGAUUCCUCAUACACUCAAAGAAAUGCCUAAAAUGAAUCCUAAAGGCAUAUAUGUGAAUAAGAACUUGAGAUUGGACCGAUUGCAAGUUUAUGGUUUCGAUUACGAUUACACAUUGGCACAUUACUCUGCAGAUUUGCAGACUUUGAUAUAUGACCUUGCCAAAGAGUUUAUGGUUAACGAGCUUAGGUAUCCGUACAUUUGCAUGAGUUUUAAAUACGAUCCAUCUUUCCCUAUUAGAGGUCUAUACUAUGAUAAGUCAAAAGGGUGCCUCAUGAAGCUGGAUUUCUUUGGUUCAAUUGAGCCCGACGGAUGCUACUUUGGUAGACGCAGGCUGAGCCAAAGCGAAAUACGCGAUGUAUAUGGCACGCGACACAUUGGUCGUGAUCAAGCUCGAUCACUGGUUUGUUUGAUGGAUUUCUUUUGCUUUAGUGAGGCAUGCCUCCUUGCUGAUAUAGUGCAGUACUUCGUGGAUGCUAAACUAGAAUUUGAUGCUUCCUACAUUUAUGAAGAUGUUAUCCGUGCAAUUGAUCAUGUCCACCGAAGUGGCCUAGUUCACAGAGGAAUUCUUUCUGAUCCACAUAAAUACUUGAUGAAAAAUGGAAAGAUUUUAUGUUUUCUCAAGAUGCUAAAGGAGAAGGGAAAAAAGCUUUUCUUGUUGACUAAUUCUCCUUAUUACUUUGUCGAUGGUGGGAUGCGUUUUAUGUUAGAGGAUUCUAUGGAUUGCAGAGACUCUUGGACAGAACUAUUUGAUGUUGUGAUUGCACAGGCCAAUAAACCAAAGUUUUAUACAUCCGAGCAUCCGUUCCGUUGUUAUGAUGCACAGAAGGACGUUUUAACUUUUACCAAGGUUGAUAAAUUUCUUCCAGAUAAAGUUUACUAUCAUGGAUGCCUCAAAUCUUUUCUCCAAAUAACCAAGUGGAAAGGCCCAGAGGUGAUAUAUUUUGGAGAUCAUCUUUUCAGCGACUUGAGAGGACCCUCAAAGGCAGGCUGGCGCACAGCCGCAAUCAUUCAUGAAUUAGAGAAUGAAAUACAAAAGCAAAAUGAAGAUACAUACCGCACUGAGCAGGCAAAGUUUCACAUAAUACAGGAGCUACUUGGUAAGUUGCAUGCGACAACAGCUAAUAGUGUGAGAACUGCAGCUUGCAAAUCACUUCUGGAAGAACUUAAUGAGGAAAGACAAAAAGCACGCAUGAAGAUGAAGAUGAUGUUUAAUGAAUCUUUUGGAGCAACAUUCCUCACUAGCACAGGACAAGAAUCUGCUUUUGCUUAUAACAUUCAUCAGUAUGCAGAUGUUUAUACCAGUAAGCCAGAGAAUUUUCUUCUUCAUUCACCUGAAGCAUGGCUUCAUGUUCCAUUUGAUGUCAAGAUUAUGCCUCAUCAUGUGAAGAUUCCAUCAAGUUUGUUCAAAACUGGAUGAACACUGCUCUAAAUCGCUUCAAACUUUUUCCGUGUCAAUUUUUUGGUUCUAACUUCUAAUAGGACAAUGAUGCGGCAAUUCAAAUGUGCACUUCACUGUGUGAGGUGCAACUGGAAGACACUUGUUGCAGCAGUAACGUACAGUCCAUUGUAUUCUAUUUGCUAACAUAGUCUCUUAUGCAUCACAUUAAAUCAGAAAAGUGAAACGCCUAUACAGACAAAAGUGUAUAUAUCUUCAUGUUAUCAAUGAUUCAUAGAAGUUUUUGCUGUUCUUUUUUGAGAUUACAGCAAAACUUCAUUUUUUUAGAAGAAAUGAAGAGUUGCAUUAUUAAGACUUUGAAUGUAUAAUAAAGAAUUGAUUGUUAUAAAUCUUAGAAAUGUAUGGUUUUAGAGAUUCAAAACUAUGUCACUAACUUGUAAUGAUGGUUAUCAAUAGGCAGCAUGUAUUUGUCGCUC
Messenger RNA from Trifolium pratense (red clover), 2197 nucleotides. RefSeq names its product 5'-nucleotidase domain-containing protein DDB_G0275467. The record is from RefSeq and is a predicted model, not a curated record. Gene Ontology annotation, molecular function: 5'-nucleotidase activity. The transcript is spliced from 14 exons. Lineage: Eukaryota; Viridiplantae; Streptophyta; Magnoliopsida; Fabales; Fabaceae. Bases 99 to 1742 code for a protein of 547 amino acids.